AUGCCGCAAUUGGAUGCUAUGAAUAUGGAUCCCUAUUUCUCAGAUCACUCCCCUCUAUGUGUCAAAUUUGGAGAUGAGCCACAGAACUCUAGGCCUUUCAGGUUCUUUAAUCACCUGGCAGAGCAUAGAGAUUUUUUUACAAAUAGUUGCAAGGGUCUAGACAAGAAAGGAAAUAGCACAAAUGCUUGGAAUUUGGAGGAAAUUGAAAGAAGUAAAGGGAGAGUUAAAGAAACUGAAUACAACUCAGUAAAAGGAUAUGGAAGGAAAGGUAUCUCACCUAGAUGCAUGAUGAAGUUAGAUUUGCAGAAAACGUAUGACUCCAUUGAAUGGGUGUUCCUUGAACAAGUGUUAACAACUUUGAACAUACCUGUGAAGUUUGUUAAAUGGGUGAUGAUGUGUGUGAGUACUGUAUCCUAUUCAAUUCCUAUAAAUGGGAAGCCUGCUGAACCAUUCCAAUCUAGGAAAGGGCUAAGACAAGGUGACCCACUGUCACUCUAUUUGUUUGUGCUUGGGGAGACACUAUGUCUAUGCAAAUGGGGUAUAAAAUGUUUCAAAGAAUUCUCUAGAGCAUCUGGACUUAAAGCAAAUGUUGCUAAGAGUUCCAUAUAUUUUGGAAGUGUUCCACACGAAGUUCAACUAGAGAUCCUACAAGCUGUGGGAUUUUUUAAAAGAGAAUUACCUUUCAAGUACCUGGGUAUACCACUUAGCACCAAGAGGAUAUCAAUGACUCAAUGCCAACCCUUGGUGGAUAAAAUUCUAGGUAGAAUAACCUCCUGGACAUCAAGAUAUCUAUCCAAUGCUGGAAGGUUGCAACUAAUCAAAACUGUGUUGUUCUCCAUUCAAAUAUACUGGUCUCAGAUUUUUGUACUACCUAAAAAGUUGAUAAAGAAGAUAGAAGUUGUGUGCAGAACCUUCCUAUGGACAGGGGGAGUGGAAACAUCAAGAAAGGCUCUUCUAGCAUGGGAGAAAGUGUGUAUGCCAAAAACUGAUGGAGGUUGUAAUGUGCUUGAAAUUUCCACGUGGAAUAAGGCUGCAAUAUGUAAAUUGUUAUGGAAUCUCUGCAAGAAGAAAGACAAGCUUUGGGUGCAAUGGAUACAUAUGUACUAUGGGAAGAGACAAGCAGUAUGGAAAACUAAUCCUAGGAAUGCAUCUUGGAUAGUCCAAAAGAUUAUCAAAGCUAAAAAGUACUUUUAA
Molecule: messenger RNA, 1194 nt
Organism: Nicotiana attenuata
Lineage: Eukaryota; Viridiplantae; Streptophyta; Magnoliopsida; Solanales; Solanaceae
Exons: 3
Coding region: 1-1194 (397 amino acids)
Source: RefSeq, a predicted model, not a curated record